CUUGCCAAGACCGGAGCCAUUCUUCAAUCAGCGAACGCACUAUCGCCGGUUCUAGCCGACCACCGCAGGUUUUGGCUCACCCCGUCCCCGAUUCUUCCGGACACGGGGCAUCCCUCAGCACAAUGGCGUCGCCCAUGCCCAUCCAGAGGAUGCAGGCGCCGUUGCGGCGCUCUCUCGCACGCGCCGCCGCGCUCUCAUCCCGCAGCUAUGCCACGAUUCCAUCCCCCUCCGAUGCGCAGCAGCCGCAGCCCCAGUCCGCCACCACAUCCCCAGACGCCAGCACCCCCGGCAAGCCACGCCCGACCUACUUCAAAGACACCGUAGUCGCUCCCUUCUCCGACUUCCUCCCCUCCUCCGGCCCGCUCCCGCCCAGCGAGGCCUACGCGCCGCGGACGGCCACGGUCGGGCCCGAAGGGCGCAAGCAGACCAUCACGCGGCUGCCCGACUGGCUCAAGACGCCGAUCCCGUCGGCGGGGGCGAACCCCAACUUCGCCAAGAUCAAGUCGGACCUGCGCGGGCUGGGCCUGCACACGGUGUGCGAGGAGGCGCGGUGCCCCAACAUCGGCGAGUGCUGGGGCGGCAGCAGCCGCGCGGCGGCGACGGCGACCAUCAUGCUGAUGGGCGACACGUGCACGCGCGGCUGCCGCUUCUGCAGCGUCAAGACCAGCCGCACGCCGCCGCCGCUGGACCCGCACGAGCCUGAGAACACGGCCGAGGCGCUGGCCCGCUGGGGGCUCGGCUACGUCGUGCUGACGAGCGUCGACCGCGACGAUCUGGCCGACGGCGGGGCGCGGCACUUUGCCGAGACGAUCCGGAGGAUCAAGGCGAAGAAGCCGACCAUACUGGUGGAGGCGCUGACGGGGGAUUUUGGCGGGGAUUUGGAGAUGGUGAAGGUUGUGGCGGAGAGCGGGCUGGAUGUGUACGCACAUAACGUCGAGACGGUGGAGGGGCUGACGCCCUAUGUGCGGGACCGGAGGGCGACCUUUAGGCAGAGCUUGAAGGUGCUGGAGCACGUGAAGGCGGUGAGGGGGAAGGAGGGUAUCAUUACCAAGACGAGCAUCAUGUUGGGGUUGGGCGAGACGGAGGAGGAGAUUUGGGAGACGCUUAGGGAGCUGAGGAAGAUCGACGUCGACGUCGUCACCUUUGGCCAGUACAUGCGGCCUACCAAGCGCCAUCUCAAGGUCGAGCGGUACGUCACGCCCCAGGAGUUCGAGCUCUGGAGGCAGCGUGCCCUGGACAUGGGAUUUUUGUACUGCGCCAGCGGCCCCUUGGUCCGGUCGUCUUACAAGGCCGGUGAGGCGUUCAUUGAGAACGUGCUGAAAAAGCGAGCCGGCGAGAAGGCCAUGGCUGCCGGGAGUCUCGACCAGGCUGCCGCGGCCGAGGAGGCGAGCGGCAAAUCACUGUAAUGAUAUCCAUCAAGUUGAAAAAGCAAGUUCAACAUUGUCGAAUGGCGUUUCACACACCAUUCAAAGGUAUACGGGGGCACGGGAU
Molecule: messenger RNA, 1491 nt
Organism: Thermothielavioides terrestris NRRL 8126
Lineage: Eukaryota; Fungi; Ascomycota; Sordariomycetes; Sordariales; Chaetomiaceae
Exons: 2
Coding region: 135-1406 (423 amino acids)
Biological process (GO): lipoate biosynthetic process
Cellular component (GO): mitochondrion
Molecular function (GO): lipoate synthase activity; 4 iron, 4 sulfur cluster binding
Source: RefSeq, a predicted model, not a curated record